AUGGCUUUGAUUGGCUACGGAGCCUUCGCCGCCCUCGGCGGAGCUCUCAUCUACGCGAAUCUGCCGACGAGGCUGACAAUUGGAGCGGUCGCUCCAACGGCUUCUUACCUGGCCAAGGCGAAGCUGGUACCUGUGCGUGGAAAUCCCGAGGAGCCUGAGAAGAUCGACAAGUCCGAGGAGAUCGAGGUUUCGCCUUGCUUCGACUGCCAGUUUGAGAUAUUGGUUCAGGCCUCAAAAAUCUUCGAAAAAGGUCCCACGAUGGUGAUGGCAGUCCGACGUCCCGGAUGUCUCCUUUGCAGGUGGGUGGAAUAAGAAAUCUGAUAAAAUUGACUUGUUUUCAGGAAAGAGGCCAAGGAACUGAGCACUCUUCAGCCGGAAAUGGAGAAAAACGGAAUCCGAUUGGUGGGUUCCUGUUGAGCCGAAAAAAUAAAUUUAGAGGAAUUUUCAUUUUUUUUAGAUCUUUUUUUGCGGUCCAAUGAGAUGCCUUCUCAAAAAUACAUAAUUUAGGAGAAAUUUAGAUCCAAAGAUCAAAAAAAAUUCUAAUGAAAAAAUUUUUGCACGCCUCAAAAAAGAAGGUGAAAAAAAAGGGCUGGCAUAUUUGAAUUUUUCCUCAUUUUUCCUGCUUAUUUCAAAUGUUUUCCAUUCGCAUUUUCCCGUAAUUAUCACGCUUUAUUCAUCACGAAAGCUACCGUUUCGCAGAGAAUUUUGAAGUUUUGUACCGAAAUGUGAUGAAUGAUGGUAUUGUGAAAUAUUUCUUAUCAAAAUUAGAUUUUUCCUUUUUUUUUUUAAGCAGCCUCAUUACAGUUUUUUUUUUCAAAACUUUUUUUAUUUUUUUCAAGAUUAUUUGUGGUGAUUUCCAAAACCAAUCUAAAAGCAGCUCAAAAAAAUGACGACUAAGAGAAACUCUGAUCGUUUUUUUCCUUCAGACGGACGGAUUUUUGCUUCAUUUUUUUCAGUGAGCAGUUUGCGAGGAAAAUCUCUUAACACUAUAAUAUUUAUACUUUUUUUAUAGGGCUGAUAUGCUUUUAGUAGUUCUCCAAAAAGGUAACGAUUUACUCUACAGAUCGCCGUCGUCCACGAGAAGAGAGGAGUGAACGCCUUCAAGCCCUACUUCAAAGGCGACGUCUACUUCGACGAAGAUGUAAACCUGAAUCGUGUCAUGGAUCAUUCUCCCUCGUUUCAGAAGCAUUUCUACGGUCCGAAUCAACGUUGGCUGCCGAUUUGGAUGGGCGUCCUCCGUUUCGGUACCUACCUGAACGUCUGGAACAGCAAGAAGGCCGGUUUCGACGGAAAUCUCCAUGGCGAGGGCCGGCUCCUUGGAGGUGGCUAUCAAGAAAUGUUUCUUAGCUUUUGACGAAACUUUUUUGAAAUUUACUUUGGGGUCUCCUUAUUCCGGAAAAAUUUCCUUGCAAUACGGUUCAGACAGAAAAGACACAAAAAACAGUUUGAUCACAACUUUAUUGUAUAGAAUUCAAUUUUUCUGAAACUUUCUGGAGUUAGGAUGAAUGUUACUUGUAACACAAAAAACCCAAGUUAAGGGGAAACAAUCGUUUGUAACACAAAAAGCCUUAGUUUGCAAGAAAAACAUGCAGCUUAGAAAAUUUUAGGAAGAUUGAGCUCCAUGUAUGAGGAUGUUGUCAGCAAAAAAUUUAUUUUUUAGCGGUGUUUUUAGGUUUCGUUUCUAAGUUCCUUCCUUUUUAAGUUUGUAAAAUAAACCUUUGAAGCGUCGUAAGUCGGAAAACUUUUUUUUCCCCGAAGUUCCAUCUAAAGUAAAACCGGCUGGCGGCUGGAACAAUCUCCCUUGCAGGACAAAACUUGAAAAGUUCAAAAAAGAGGCUUCAGGAGUCUACCUGAUCGCCGACGGCGAGCUCCAAUACGCUCAUCUGGAGAAGGAAUGGGGCGACGCGGCCAACAUCGACGAAGUCACCCAGGCCAUCCACAAGUUCGGCAAAAAGGGAAAUUGA
This is a messenger RNA of Caenorhabditis auriculariae, 1964 nucleotides long. Lineage: Eukaryota; Metazoa; Nematoda; Chromadorea; Rhabditida; Rhabditidae. The record is from the annotation of a GenBank genome assembly.